Messenger RNA from Parasteatoda tepidariorum (common house spider), 589 nucleotides. The record is from RefSeq and is a predicted model, not a curated record. NCBI's taxonomy places the organism in Eukaryota, Metazoa, Arthropoda, Arachnida, Araneae, Theridiidae.
UCGGAAUGAAAGCCAAAAAUUGAUCUAUAAUCAACAGUUCAGUAAACUUCACCUUUAGUCAUUUUAAUAUAAUAAUUUACAAAUAUAAUAGUUGAAAUGUUGUACUGAAGUUGUAAAAAAAAAAUAUUUAAAUGUAGUCCAAUAAGUAAACCUUAGAUACACUUUUUUUCGGUUUACUACUUCCUGUAAUGCCGGUAUGUAUAGUGCAUCUUUUGCAUUUUCUAUUAAUUACUUGUUUUGUUCAGAUAAGAAAGGUAACGAAUGGGUGAAAUGAAAGAUUCGUUCUCUUGUGAAUUUACAAUAGCUUCUGACGAUGAAAGUGAAGACUUAAAUGACAAUCCUCCUAUUGACAGUUGGCUGAAUGAUGAUACAGUACCCGUCACUUUUUAUCGCUUUGAUUCUAGCGAAAUCAGAUGCACAUCUUCAAAAAAGCGAGCAAAAAUGGUUGGGAAAUAUGUCAUGGGAGAUGUUCUUGGAGAAGGUUCAUAUGGGAAGGUUAAGGAAGUGCUUGAUUCUACAUCUUUGUGUCGGAGAGCUGUUAAAAUUCUGAAAAGAAAAAAGCUAAGAAAAAUACCAAAUGGAGAAAAAA